AUGCGUUCUUUGGGGAUCUCACUAGAGACGCUUUCGGCCAACCGCCCAACCGCAACCACAACAUUGGUGCUGCUACCCGUUGUUAUCCCCGUGGCUUACGUCUUCUACACUAGCUGGUCAGUGUAUCGAAACACUACCUCGGUAUCUGGUACACUUCCCAGUCGCGAUGAAUCUUCUGCUCCAGGGACGUCACAUCCAGUGGAACCGCACAGUCUGCCUGAUGAAAUCGCCAACGAUCGGUCUCGGUGGGUUGUAGCGUAUGAGAAAGUCAUCUCGAAACCGUUGUUACCCUCAUCCCUUGGUUAUCUUCCUGAACAAUCGUCACCCUCGGGUUCUACGACCCAACCGUCAAGGCUGCUCCAGCAGGUGUGCAGAGCCAUGCACAAAGCCUUCAGCCGGACUCCUCAGGCAACUAUUAUACGUCGUGCAAUCUCAGAGCCGCUGAAUAAAGGCAGCUUCGACCCCGAAUGGAUUGACAACUUAUCUUUCAAACUCGGCGAUAUUGUCAAUGGUGUAUACAAGGUAUCCUCUGUUACAAAUGAUGAAGCAACGGGCUCGGAACGGGUUGAGCUUCUCAUUGACAUUCCCCCGUCUUACAAGGGCCCGUCUGUUCGAGGUUUAAUUUUAGCUGCUAUUGAGCCUGCACCGUCUGCGGACUCGGAUCAAAAAUGGGCUGUCGAGCGGAAGAUUGUAUUUGUCAAUGAGACAUGGAUGUGGCGACCCGUGGAUGAAAAACCUACACUUCUUGAGACGUCCUUUGGACGAUGGUUCCAUCGUCUCCUGGCCGGAUGGUUGGUUCUCAAAGGGAUCACAGGGGCCAAAGGGGAGAGAGGGAUUUGCUGA
Molecule: messenger RNA, 843 nt
Organism: Pochonia chlamydosporia 170
Lineage: Eukaryota; Fungi; Ascomycota; Sordariomycetes; Hypocreales; Clavicipitaceae
Exons: 1
Coding region: 1-843 (280 amino acids)
Source: RefSeq, a predicted model, not a curated record